UUAGAACCCAAAGGUGCCGGACUAGAAGCCGAAAUGGAAGCCUGAAGACGGGAUUUCAACUCUGGUAACCAAUUAUACUCUUGGGGUUUUUAAAACUUUGUGGUUGAGGCUCCACGCAGUGGCUAUAGACCCACCACCAACCGUUUCAACCACCAAGGACGACAUCAUUGUCAUAAUCGCGUGCAGCUUACGCAUUAGCUUUUCGCCUUUGGUUCAUGGAUACACAAGGCUUAAACAGAAUCCUAAAUUCCGAGGUCGUGUCAUCGACUAUUGGUUUGGUCCCCUUUCCACCCCUGCCAAGCUGCAAAAUUUCCAUCUCACGAUUGCUUCAAAAAUCAUGGGACGGGUGGAGCUCCACUGUCAUCGCGGAGAUAAUGGACUUAGUCCUCAAUACUGUGGAUCAUCCCAAAAAUCAAUUUCUAAGCUCUUCUAAUCAUUUUCUCGAAAUUGUCUGCUCCGGAGAACUGCCGAGACCAUCCGCCACUGGCAAUCUGUUCUGUAUAAAUCGCAGGAGGACCUUCGAGGAAUCAACACCCCAGAUUCGAUCAAGCCUCUACAUACGAUAGAACACCCGAAAAAGCUAAACCUUAAUUCGCAUACAAUGGCCGCUACCGACUACAAGUUCGAAGGCUGGAUGGGCCUUGACUCCAAGGCCGCGGAGGGCAACAUGGUCUGGCAGGAGUUCCAACCCAAGGCUUGGGAAGAGACCGAUAUUGAUAUUCGCAUUACACACUCCGGUAUCUGUGGUUCAGAUUUGCACACUUUGCGCAGUGGAUGGGGUCCUACGAUGUACCCCUGCUGUGUCGGUCACGAAAUUCUCGGAGUUGCAGUCAGAGUUGGCUCCCAGGCCGAAGGAAACAUCAAGGUUGGCGACCGCGUCGGUGUUGGUGCGCAGAACGAUUCCUGCCAGGGCCGCAAGGGUGACUGUGAAGAAUGUGCCUCGGGCCUUGAGCAGUAUUGCCCCAACUUGAUGGGCGGUACCUACAACUCCAAGCACUGGAACGGCGACAAGUCCUAUGGUGGAUAUGCUCUCUACCACCGCUCUCCUUCUCACUUCGUGAUCAAGAUUCCCGACGCCAUCCCCUCCGCCAUGGCUGCUCCUAUGCUUUGCGGUGGUAUCACCACAUACUCGCCCCUUCGUCACAACGGCUGCGGCCCCGGAAAGAAGGUCGGUAUUAUUGGUGUUGGUGGUCUUGGCCACUUCGGUAUCAUGUUUGCCAAAGCCCUGGGUGCCGAUAAGGUGGUUGCCAUUUCUCGCAAGGCCAACAAGAAGGAGGAUGCUCUCAAGCUCGGCGCCGAUGUCUAUAUCGCCACAGAUGAAGACGAGGACUGGGCCAAGAACAACUCCCGCAGCUUGGACUUGAUCAUUUCUACCGUCUCCUCCUCUAAGAUGCCCAUCAUGGACUAUAUCACCAUGCUCAAGCCCAGUGGCAACUUCGUGCAGUUGGGUGCUCCCGAAGACGGUGCCCUCACCAUCCCCGCCUUCGCCCUGAUCGUCAAGCGCAUUAAGUUUGGAGGAUCUCUGAUCGGAAGCCCCAGUGAGAUCCGGGAGAUGCUUGAGUUGGCUGCUGAGAAGAACGUCAGGUCAUGGGUUCAGGAGGUACCCAUGAAGGAUGCCAACAGGGUCAUCGUGGACAUGGAUGCUGGCAAGGCCAGGUACCGUUACGUGCUUGUGAACGAGCAGUAAAUUAAUCCAUGCAUAAAUAGAGAUUGUACAUAGAAUAUAGAGUAAUUCAGCGCAGCGCACUACGCAAAUUCAUAUGAUCGAACCGUAUAUGGCUCACCGUUGACUAGAAUUGUUCCCCCGGGUGUGCGCAGUUGUUCGUUGGCCUCGAUGUCCUUAGCGGAGGGCAAACUGUCCCCCUCCAGACCAAGAACAUAUUUGGCCGACCACCCAGUGCUUGCAUCCCAUUCUUCUCUCCUAGCACUAACCCCCUUCCCUGCCUUCACGACUGCAUCUGUAGAACCCGGCAGGCGCGCAUAUACCUGCUUCUGUCGCACCGCCAAAUAUGAGCCCCAGAUCCUCGCCAAAAAUGUCCGCGAAACCUCCACUUCCUCGCCUUCCCCAACCUUAAUAUCAUGCUUCGAUUCCAAAACCCAUGAAGCACCCUGCCCUGAUCCUUCGGGGCCCUCCUUGAAUGUCAACUCCCGCCACACCUCCUCAUAUUCUGUCACCGGAGCCCCUGGCACAUCUGGACGAGCCAUAGAUCCAGUCUCAAGGUCAUCACCGUUCGGUAAUGUAGUAAAGGUGCCACAGUCAACGUCGUCAAAGGAGUUGUGCGAGUCAAUUUCAUGGGUAAACUGCACGCGGCGAGGGUCACUACUAUCCGUAACCCGCUGACCGGCAAUUGCCCAGUCAAUGUCGCCAGAUUUCUUGUCUAU
Aspergillus pseudonomiae is the source of this 2382-nucleotide messenger RNA. RefSeq names its product NAD(P)-dependent alcohol dehydrogenase. The transcript is spliced from 3 exons. Gene Ontology annotation, biological process: alcohol metabolic process. The record is from RefSeq and is a predicted model, not a curated record. Gene Ontology annotation, molecular function: alcohol dehydrogenase (NADP+) activity. Lineage: Eukaryota; Fungi; Ascomycota; Eurotiomycetes; Eurotiales; Aspergillaceae. The coding region runs from base 602 to 1687 and encodes 361 amino acids.